UUGACUUUUUCGUUGCACAAGUCUGUUGUGCACGGCAUGGACAAAAAAGAGAGAUUCUUGGUGAGUAUCACGCAGCGCCGAACACAGUCCCUACUUGAGAAUUAUGAGGCUUACACGCGCGAACUACAUUCUUUGUGUCAGAAUUUGAUCUCCCGAUUGGAAACCUCAACCGGAAAAGAACAGCUCACGUAUACAGAUCCUGGCCUGUUUGUGUGUGACCAGUCAUUUUCAGUAAUCACCGGCAUUCCGGCUAGAUACGCCCUGGCUGUUAGCGACUACACAAGCCAAACGCUGGUCAGUAAAUCAGAUGCUACGAAUUCGCCAUCUGUUUUGCGGCCUAUUAACUCACCUGAGAUAAAUUGUUCACGAAGCUACCAAAGUGAAGACUUGUCAUGUUCUGUUGAGUUGGCUCGAUUGGCUAGUUGCAAACGUCUGACUACUCUACUUGAUAUGAACUUUGCCACCGAUAAGGCUUCUUUGGAACAUCGGAUUGAACUGUUGUCGCGUUGGCUGCAGGAAGAAAACCUAUCUGAAGUGACCAGAUACAUCGAUGCGGAGUUCUUAUCAGGCUUCAGUAUCACCGUCAUCCUAAUACAACCUUCUCGUGUCAUUUCUACCUGUAGUGCAUUAUCAGACGUCGGGGAUGAUCUUGAGGAAGAUGAGGAACAUCUCGAGGCGCUCAAAGGUCAGUACGCAAAACUCGCUGGAGAGCUUGCCUACCUGGACACAUUGGAGAUAAAGCAAGCCCAAAUGGAUGUCAAGCGAACUCGACAAAAACAGUAUAUCGAUCGCCUUCAGAAAAUACUUGACGCAGUUGCGUUUGAGAACGCCUGGUUACGUCUCAUAACGGACCUCGUUCAACUUGAAGCGGAUUCGUGUCAGAAGCUUUCAGUGAAGUUGAAGGCCACACAAAAUAUCACAGAAUCCUUACUUUCAGAUUUUGAAAAGCUUUUGGUUCUCUUCUCCUCUUUCUCACGUUCAACAUCUCAAGUUGAACGUGACAGUCUUGCUCGACUGACGGCCAGCCAACACUUUGAAAACGCUGUUCGAGAAAUCCUCCGGAACUGCUCGUCGCCCCAACUUCUCCAGCGAUUAAAUGAUUCCACCAACUCUGAGGAGCUUCUUGUUUUGUUGGAUGAACUGAAGAGCGAGUUGGCUCAAGAUGAGGCCUCAUGUCACUCCUCCUCCAAUCUUAUGUUGAGUCACUCUCAGCGCCUCAUUGAACAGUUCAUGUCACUGACCGAGGCACUGUCUCUGCCCUCCACACUCGAACCCGACUUUGGCCGCUCCCAACCACAUUCAGAACGAGUCAGUGGAGAUCGACUUCGUGAAACGUUCACGGGGCUAUGUGCCUCCGAUGUCGUGGACUUUUUCACCGCUGCAUGUUCCCAUCUGGAUCAGCUAGCGAAUGAACUAAACUCUUUACGGGAACAGGCCAAUUUGGCAUUUUCCCUCUGAUUUACUGGAUCGUUUCUUGUGGUGUUCUCUGCUCACAGUUUUUCUCCCGGCAGAUUUAUCUAGAUGCAACGGACUUUGUUUUAAACGAAUGUUUCGUUAUUUUCAUGAUUUUUUUCGCUCUGUAUAGUCAAUGCUAUGUCGUGUCUGCCAGCACGAGGCGCCUGACAUUGUCCCAUAUCCCCUUUUCUAUGUACCUGCUCCAUGUACAGCCUAGGUUUUGCAAGAACGAUGUAACUUCCGGGGGUCACAAGAUCACAUGUAGUUUUCGUAGUUGCAAUCAAACAACUGG
Messenger RNA from Opisthorchis viverrini, 1747 nucleotides. RefSeq lists its product as hypothetical. Lineage: Eukaryota; Metazoa; Platyhelminthes; Trematoda; Opisthorchiida; Opisthorchiidae. The transcript is spliced from 8 exons. The record is from RefSeq and is a predicted model, not a curated record. The coding region runs from base 37 to 1458 and encodes 473 amino acids.